AUGUAUUUGCAGGGUUUGGAUGAUGCCUCUUGGUGUAGGUGCUUCCCAGCAACGUUGAAAGGGAUUGCUCAACAUUGGUUUGGUAACCUACCUGCCAGAUGCAUCAAUAACUUUAGAAUGUUGGCAUAUUGGUUCACAUCCAACAUCUCAAUGAACAUCCCUGCUAAAAAGACAAGCCUUGAUUUGGGUGCAAUACAGCAGGGGGACGAGGAAGGGCUCAUGUCAUAUGUUAGGCGGUUCAACCUGAUGAGAAUCCAAAUCCAGGGAUUGUCUGAUGAUGUCGCCUAUAUCGACUUCUUCAAAGGUCUAAAGGACGGGUCAACUUUUAAGCUUGACUUGGUCAGAAAGAGGGUCUCUACCCUUCAUGAGGCAUUAAUGAAGGCAGAGGCUUACAUACAGGCAAUGGAACUUUGCGCUGUUAAACUUCCAACGGAUUACAAAAGAUCCGAUAAAAGAUAA
Molecule: messenger RNA, 459 nt
Organism: Chenopodium quinoa (quinoa)
Lineage: Eukaryota; Viridiplantae; Streptophyta; Magnoliopsida; Caryophyllales; Amaranthaceae
Exons: 1
Coding region: 1-459 (152 amino acids)
Source: RefSeq, a predicted model, not a curated record